GGCCAUGACGUCGCUGAUCAUCGUCGAUUCCUUGCUCGCUCUAUCCUAUCAUGGUUUAACGCAUCCUCCAUCUUGCCUGCCCGUGGAAGGAUUUUAAGACGGCGCUGGAUGAAGUGCUAGAGUGAAUCUUAGGGUCGCCCUAAGAAGUGUGAGAAGUGUCCAAUCUGCAAACACUUCUUCUUUGCAUUAUCGAUAAUAGAUACUUCUCAUACCCAUUCUCAUUCUGUAUCACAUUCGCAGCAUUCUAUCCUACCAGCCCGUGUACGAGUGUUGUUUCCUCGGCACGCGCUCUUUUUCUCCCAUAUCUACGGCCACAACGAGUGGUUAAUGCAGCCCAUCGAUCCUCUCAGCUCUCACUCAAUUCAUUACACCCCAAUCGUCCAUUUUCCCUCGCGAAAAUGGCGUUAGAAAAGGAUGUCAGUCCGGACUUUACCGACAAGAAGAACGAGGAUGGUGCUGGCCCGAUGAACUAUGGCAACAACAAUGUUGACCUCGAAGGUGACCACACCAAGACCAGAUUUGGCAGUAGCAACAAGAGCGUUGGCCCAAGAAUUGCUCCCGUGCUGCCUCAUUUGCAGGCUUACGACUUUGGUAGUGAUGACUCGGGUUCUGACGUCCUGGGAAAGCAAAUCGAGUUGGAGGCCGACAAUGCCAUAAAGUACAGGACUUGCAGUUGGCAGAAGACUGCCGCAUUGCUCUUCUCAGAGUAUAUCUGCUUGGCAAUCAUGUCAUUCCCAUACUCGUACUCGGUCCUUGGUCUGGUUCCAGGUCUUAUUUUGACGGUUGUCGUCGCUGCGUUGGUGUUGUACACAUCAUUGGUAGUCUGGGAGUUCUGCUUGAGGCACCCAGAAGUGAGAGAUGUGUGUGACAUUGGACAAAUGCUAUUCUGGGGCAAGCAAUGGGCGUGGUACGUCACUGCUGUCAUGUUCAUUUUGAACAAUACUUUCAUCCAGGGUCUACACGUUCUUGUGAGCGCUAAAUACCUCAAUACAAUCACCAACCACAGUCAAUGUACCGUGGUUUUCGCGGUGAUUGCGGCUAUCAUAUGCUGGUUUGCAUCACUUCCUCGGACUUUCAGUGCCUUAGCUAGGCUUGCAACGGUAUCGGCAAUCUUCACCUUCAUAUCAGUCCUUUUGGCCGCCAUCUUUGCUGGGAUCGAAGAUCACCCUACAGACUACAAUGCUGAUCCAAAUUCGAUCAUCGCGCUGACCGGGUUGCACGGUGGGGAGCCAACAGUGACCGCUACCCCCGUCAAAGGUACGACAUUCGUCGCUGGUAUGAGUGCCUUUUUAAACAUCAGCUAUACCUUCAUCGGACAAAUCACCAUUCCCAGUUUCAUCGCUGAAAUGAAGAAUCCUAGAGACUUCCCAAAAGCACUUUGGGCUGUCACCAUCGCCGAGGUGCUUGUGUUUGGUUGUGUUGGAGCCGUGGUUUAUGCCUACACGGGCAAUCAGUAUAAUACUUCUCCUGCUUUCGGCUCUUUGGGUAAUGAGGUAUACAAGAAAGUGUCUUUCUCCUUCAUGAUCCCGACUUUGAUCUUCCUGGGUGUUUUGUACGCAUCGGUCUCAGCACGAUUCAUCUUCUUCCGCAUCUUCGAGGGAACAAGACACAAGACCAGCAAUACUGUUGUCGGUUGGGCGGCAUGGGCAGGUAUCCUCGCAGCUACAUGGGUUGGUGCAUUCAUAAUCGCUGAGGUCAUCCCUUUCUUCUCCGACCUAUUGUCACUCAUGUCGUCGCUUUUUGACUCCUUUUUUGGGUUCAUCUUUUGGGGCGUCGCUUACAUUCGAAUGAGGAGAGUGGACGGAGGUGUCAAUUGGAUACACGAGCAAAGCCUUUAUGGGUACAUGAUGCUGGCUUUAAACAUCUGCAUCAUAUUCAUUGGGGCCUAUUUCUUAGGAGUCGGCACUUACACAAGCGUGCAGAGUAUCAUCAAUAGUUACGCUGCGGGUACCGUUUCUGGAGUAUUUACAUGUGCUACCAAUGGGCUAUAGGCCCUCAAUGUCAGGGCAGGUGGUUUAACGUGGUUCGGGUACGAGUGAACUAUGGGCUCAUCGUCUAAGAGCUCUCCUUCUUUGGCUAAGUACAUAAUUUGUUGAAAACAAUUGGAUACACACUCCUCUUCACAUGUGUGUCACAUGGUGCGGAAAAAAGUCUAUGGGAUUCAAUUAUUUGCCUAGUAAAUAAGUAGCGUACCGCGAG
This is a messenger RNA of Mollisia scopiformis, 2199 nucleotides long. RefSeq lists its product as uncharacterized. NCBI's taxonomy places the organism in Eukaryota, Fungi, Ascomycota, Leotiomycetes, Helotiales, Mollisiaceae. The transcript is spliced from 8 exons. Gene Ontology annotation, biological process: amino acid transmembrane transport. Gene Ontology annotation, cellular component: vacuolar membrane. The coding region runs from base 399 to 1991 and encodes 530 amino acids. Gene Ontology annotation, molecular function: amino acid transmembrane transporter activity. The record is from RefSeq and is a predicted model, not a curated record.